Molecule: messenger RNA, 822 nt
Organism: Drosophila serrata
Lineage: Eukaryota; Metazoa; Arthropoda; Insecta; Diptera; Drosophilidae
Gene: Pfdn2
Product: prefoldin 2
Biological process (GO): protein folding
Cellular component (GO): prefoldin complex
Source: RefSeq, a predicted model, not a curated record
UCCCUUUAGCUCGUCCACACUGCCCCUUUACCCUCGUGUUCGCCGACUUAUUUUGAAAGAAAACUUAAUUUUCGCAUUUUCGGAGCGACUAACUAGUUAAUCCCUACUUGAGUUUAAGUUUAUUCACUAUGAGCACUGAAGCGGCGAAGGCGGCGGCCAGCCAGGGGCUCAGCCAAGAGGCAAUUGUGGCCCAGUUCCAACAGCUGCGGAAUGACCAGCGCAACUUGGCGAACAGCCUCAAUACCUUGGAGAUGGAUUUGCGCGAGCACAAAACGGUUAUCGAAACCCUGCAGGCGGCGGAUCCGGAACGCAAGUGCUUCCGUCAGAUUGGCGGCGUCCUGUGCGAACGGACCGUGAAGGAAGUGCUGCCGCAGCUGGUGGAGAACAAGGACUUUAUAGCCAAGACCAUCACAAUGGUUACCGAGGAUCUAAGCAAAAAAGGCAGUGAGCUGAAUAAAUUUAAGGAGGAGCACAACAUCAAGAUUCGCGGCGAGCAUCUGGGCACCGAGGGAGGAAAGGGCGCGGAUGCCGAGGGCAAGGCGGAGAACCGCAAUGUGCUGGUGUCCUAGGCAACGGCGCUACCUCAUCCGCAACCGUAUUUAUUGUGUCUAUGUUGAGAGGGAACUCUGCCAGGAUUUGCGAGCAAUAAUUGGCGACUUCUAAUGUUGUAUGUAAUUCUAGCUUAAGGCGCGCAGUUCACGACACGCCCCAAACGCACCUUCACACAAGCACCCGCCAUUUACCCUUUCAUUUAAACUUAACCCACUCUGGCCACGAAAUUAAAGAGAGAACCGAAACCUUCAACUUCUAUAACGAAAUGAA